UCAAACAUGUCUGAAGAAACAAAUUCAAACAAAACAAUUAAAACCGAACCGAUCGAUGAUUAUCUUCAAGUUAAACAGGAAUUCGAUGAUUAUGAAAAUACAUUAGAUUUGUAUAUGGAUGAUGAUAUAUGUCUGCAGCAGUUUCUAAAAUCUGAGGUUACAAUUGAUGAGGAAAUAAAACAAGAGACGACUGAUGACCAACAUGAUGUGACUAGUAUAAAUAAAACAGUUUUAGAUGAAAAUUCUUCUGUAUGUAACGACGAGAUCAGUGAAUCAAGUACGAUAGUCGAUAGUACAAACAAAACAUUAGAAAAAGUUUCAGGAAAAGAUAAGACAACUAGUAAGUUUAAAUACAAAUGUAAAUCAUGCAGUAAAAUAUUUGUAUCCAAACGUAACUUGAAACAACAUGAAAGGAUCCAUACUGGAGAACGGCCUUAUGAGUGUAAAAUAUGCAAUAAAACAUUUUCGCAGUCAAGUACUUUAAGACAGCACUUAUCAGUUCAUACUGGAGAACGGCCUCAUGAGUGCAAAAUAUGCAAUAAAAGAUUUUCACAGUUAAGUAAUUUAAGACAGCAUUUAUCAGUGCAUACUGAAGAACGACUUUACGCAUGUGAUAUAUCGGUCCAUUCUGGAGAACGCUCUUAUGAGUGCAAAAUAUGCAAUAAAAAAUUUUCACAGUUAAGUAAUUUAAGACAGCAUUUAUCAGUUCAUACUGGAGAACGUACUUAUGUGUGCGAAAUAUGCAAUAAAACAUUCACAGCAAAAAAUAGCUUAAUCCUACAUGAAAUGAUCCAUACUGGAGAACGGCCUCAUGAGUGCAAAAUAUGCAAUAAAAGAUUUGCACUGAUAGUUAGUUUAAGAAAGCAUUCAUCAGUGCAUACUGAAGAACGCGCUUAUGAAUGUGAAAUAUGCAAUAAAAAAUUGAAAACAAAACAAACAUUAACUCAACAUAAAAUAGUACAUACUGGGGAACGGCCUUAUGAGUGUAAUAUAUGCAAUAAAACAUUUUCACAGUCAAGUAGUUUAAGACAGCAUUUAUCAGUGCAUACUGAAGAACGACCUUAUCCAUGUGAUAUAUGCAAUAAAAGAUACAAAACAAAAGAUAUAUUAAUGCGACAUGAAAGAGGACAUACAACUCAUCACCAGUUUGUUUAUUAUAACCUACAAACUUCAAACAUGUCUGAAGAAACAGAUUUUAACAAAACAAUUAAAAUUGAACCGUUCGAUGAUUAUCCUCAAGUGAAACAGGAAUUCGAUGAUUGUGAAAAUACAUUAGAAUUGUAUAUGGAUGAUGAUAUAUGUCUGCACCAAUUUUUAAAAUCUGAGGUUACAAUUGACGAGGAAAUAAAACAAGAAACGAUUGAUAACCAACAUGAUAUGACUAACACAAACAAAACAGUUUCAUAUGAAAGUUCUUAUAUAUGCGAUGAAGAGGUCAAUAAUUCAUGUAAUUUAGUCGAUAGCACAAACAAAUCAUUUGAAGGAGUUUCAGCAAAAACUAAUAACUUGAAACCAUAUAAAUGUGAAUCAUGCAAUAAAACAUUCACAGCAAAACAAAACUUACAAAAACAUGAAAUGAUUCACACUGGGGAACGCCCUCAUGAGUGCAAAAUAUGCAAUAAAAGAUUUUCACAGGCAGGUAAUUUAAGAAAGCAUUUAUCAGUGCAUACUGAAGAACGCGCUUAUGAUUGUGAAAUAUGCAAUAGAAAAUUCAAAACAAAAGAAAACUUAAUUAAACAUAAAGUGGUCCACACUGGAGAACGGUCUCAUGAGUGCAAGAUAUGCAAAAAAACAUUUUCACAAUCAAGGAAUUUAAGACAGCAUUUAUCAGUGCAUGCUGAAGAACGACCUUACGCAUGUGAUAUAUCGGUCCAUUCUGGAGAACGCUCUUAUGAGUGCAAAAUAUGUAAUAAAACAUUUUCACGGUUAAGUCAUUUAAAAAGACAUUUAUCAGUUCAUACUGGAGAACGGCCUCAUGAGUGCAAAAUAUUGCAUACUGAAGAAAGACCUUAUGAAUGUAAGACAUGCAAUAAAACAUUCAAAACAAAACCUGCAUUAAUGCGACAUGAAAGAGGACAUACUAGAGAACAAACUGUAAUUAAAAAGUCAACAAAUUAG
Ctenocephalides felis (cat flea) is the source of this 2118-nucleotide messenger RNA. Its product is annotated as zinc finger protein 345-like. Bases 7 to 2118 code for a protein of 703 amino acids. The transcript has 5 exons. The record is from RefSeq and is a predicted model, not a curated record. Lineage: Eukaryota; Metazoa; Arthropoda; Insecta; Siphonaptera; Pulicidae. Gene Ontology annotation, biological process: regulation of transcription by RNA polymerase II. Gene Ontology annotation, molecular function: RNA polymerase II cis-regulatory region sequence-specific DNA binding; DNA-binding transcription factor activity, RNA polymerase II-specific.